AUGGAUUUUGAUCCAGUAUCAUCGGAUGACCUGAUAGACGGAUACGAAAAGACAGUCACUGUCGUUCCAAGUCAUUACACGUGCGAUAAAACUACUGGUCAUAAGGUUUGCCGCGUUGGAUGGUAUGAUGCCAGCUGUAAAGUAUACUGUAUGCCUUACGAUGACAACACGAACGGACAUUAUUCAUGCGAUCCUGGGACAGGAAGAAAGAUUUGCCUAAAAGGAUGGUAUGGACUCACCUGUAAGGUGCACUGUGUCCCUAAGAAUAACUCGCUGGCGUGUUACAAGUGCGAUUCCCGAGGGCUAAAAGUUUGUUUGCGUAACUGGUAUGCCAAAAAUAAAUGUAGUGUUUAUUGCACACAGACUGAUGAUUCUAGGGCUGGCUACAAGUGUGACUCGAACAGAGCCAGGAUGUGUUUACAGGGCUGGUAUGGACCAUUAUGCGAUUGCAAAGCAAGGAAUGACUCGUUCCAUGGCUACACUUGUAAUAUCACAACCGGAGAAAAAAUCUGCCUCAAGGGAUGGUUUGGUGACUACUGCGAGAUUUUUUGUUCACCAAGAAAUGACUCAGUUGGUCAUUACAUUUGCCAGAGUGGUACUGGAGCCAAGGAGUGUCUGCCUAACUGGUAUGGAGAAAACUGUACUAUUUACUGCCGAUCCAGGAAUGAUUCUAUUGAUCAGCACGAGUGCACUGCAAGUGGGAGUAAGCUGUGUGCACGUAACUGGUAUGGACCCAACUGCACAGUUUAUUGCGCCUCAAGAAAUGAUCACGCGGGUCAUCUCACGUGUCACCCACAGACAGGGCGGUUAAUUUGUAAUCCAGACUGCUAUGGAAGCAGUUGUAGAACCUAUUGCGUUCCUCAUGAUCGAUCUGAGGACGGUUCAAAAAUAUGUCACCAAACUUGGUAUGGCCCUAACUGUUCUACCAACUGUAUCCCUAAGGAUGAAUUUGCCGGACACUAUAGUUGUGAUGCCACCGAUGGAAGCAAGGUAUGUUACCUGCACUGGUAUGGACCUCAUUGCGCAGCAUUCUGCAUGGCACAAAACAGCAGCAAAGGGCACUACACGUGUGAGGAAGAGACCAGUCAAAAAAUGUGCUUAAAAGGUUGGCAAGGAGCAGCGUGUCUUCAAAACAAUUGGCCUGAGGCAGCGGCGUCUGCAAACGAGUUUGGAGACGUGGCACAGUGUGACAGUGACAGAGGGAUUGAAGAAUUCAACGAGACUGAAAUCUUAAGCGAGUGCCUGUCUGCUUCGGAGCAAAGCUAUGAAACUGAAUCUGACGUUAACAAUCACGACACAGAUAGUGACAUUGAUCCAAAUACAUAA
Stylophora pistillata is the source of this 1326-nucleotide messenger RNA. RefSeq lists its product as uncharacterized. Lineage: Eukaryota; Metazoa; Cnidaria; Anthozoa; Scleractinia; Pocilloporidae. Gene Ontology annotation, biological process: cell communication. Gene Ontology annotation, cellular component: membrane. The record is from RefSeq and is a predicted model, not a curated record. Gene Ontology annotation, molecular function: scavenger receptor activity.